Molecule: messenger RNA, 4981 nt
Organism: Miniopterus natalensis
Lineage: Eukaryota; Metazoa; Chordata; Mammalia; Chiroptera; Miniopteridae
Source: RefSeq, a predicted model, not a curated record
AUGCCACAGGUUGAUGCUUUAUCUGCUGCUUUAGCUGAUGCUUUAUCCCUCCUGUCACCUACAGAACCAAAUAAAGAGAAGGAAGCCGGAACAGCGCCACCAAAAGAUGAAGAGGAAGCCUCACCGUCCCUUGUCCUGCCUCCAGGUUUGGGUAGUCGGGCCCUGGAAAGAAAAGAUUCAGAAUGGUCUCUUGGCGAGUCACCUGCCGCAGAGGAACAGGACAAGCAGAAUUCCAAUUCUCAGCUGUCCACCCUGUUUGUGGAAAAGCCUCAGACAGGAACAGUGAAAGUUGGCGAAAAUAUCACCUUUAUAGCCAAAGUCAAGGCUGAAGAUCUUCUUAGAAAACCCACUAUCAAGUGGUUUAAAGGGAAAUGGAUGGACCUGGCCAGCAAAGCUGGGAAGCACCUCCAGCUGAAGGAAACUUUUGAAAGGCAAACUCGGGUGUACACAUUCGAGAUGCAGAUCAUCAAGGCCAAAGAGAACUAUGCAGGAAACUACAGAUGUGAGGUCACCUAUAAGGAUAAGUUUGACAGCUGUUCCUUCGAUCUUGAAGUGCGCGAAUCUACCGGGAGUACUCCAAACAUUGACAUCAGAUCUGCUUUCAAGAGAAGUGGAGAAGGUCAAGAGGAUGCAGGGGAACUUGACUUUAGUGGUCUCCUGAAACGUAGGGAGGUGAAGCAGCAGGAGGAAGAGCCCGAGAUAGACGUGUGGGAGCUGCUGAAAAACGCCAACCCCAACGAGUACGAGAAGAUCGCCUUCCAGUACGGCAUCACCGACCUGCGCGGCAUGCUCAAGCGGCUCAAGCGCAUGCGCAGGGUGGAGAAGAAGAGCGCGGCUUUUGCCAAAAUUCUUGAUCCUGCAUAUCAGGUUGAUAAAGGAGGCAGGGUAAGGUUUGUUGUGGAAUUGGCAGAUCCAAAGCUGGAGGUGAAAUGGUUUAAGAAUGGUCAAGAAAUUCGACCCAGUACCAAAUACAUCUUUGAACAUAAAGGAUGUGAGAGAAUUAUGUUCAUCAAUAACUGUAGUCUAACAGAUGAUUCGGAGUAUUACGUGACGGCUGGUGAUGAGAAAUGUUCCACCGAGCUCUUUGUGAGAGAGCCUCCAAUCAUGGUGACCAAACAGCUGGAAGAUACAAAUGCUUACCUUGGGGAGAGAGUGGAAUUAGAAUGUGAGGUGUCUGAAGAUGAUGCUAAUGUAAAAUGGUUUAAGAAUGGUGAGGAGAUCAUCCCUGGUCCAAAAUCAAGAUACAAAGUUAAAGUGGAAGGCAAAAAACACAUUUUGAUCAUAGAAGGAGCAACCAAGGCCGACAGUGCAGAAUAUUCUGUAAUGACAACGGGAGGACAAUCAUCCGCUAAACUUAGUGUUGGCUUGAAGCCUCUGAAGAUAUUGACACCUCUAACUGAUCAGACUGUAAAACUUGGAAAAGAAAUCUGCUUGAAGUGUGAAGUCUCUGAAAACAUAACAGGAAAAUGGACUAAAAAUGGACUCCCCGUUCAGGAGAGUGACCGUCUAAAAGUUGUACACAAAGGAAGAAUCCACAAAUUAGUGAUAGACAAUGCUCUCAUUGAGGAUGAAGGUGAUUAUGUAUUCACACCAGAUGCCUACUCUAUUACCUUGCCUGCCAAAGUUCAUGUUAUUGAUCCUCCUAAAAUCAACCUGGAUGGUCUUGAUGCUGACAAUACAGUGACAGUAAUUGCAGGGAACAAGCUUCGUCUUGAGAUUCCCAUCAGUGGAGAACCUCCUCCUAAAGUUAUUUGGAGCCGAGCAGAUAAGGCCAUUAUGGAGGGCAGUGGCCGGAUCAGAGCAGAAUCUUACCCUGACAGCAGCACUCUGGUUAUUGAUGUAGCUGAAAGAGAAGAUUCUGGUGUUUACAACAUAAAUCUGAAAAAUGAAGCUGGAGAAGCACAUGCAAGCAUCAAGAUUAAAGUUGUGGACAUCCCUGAUCCUCCAGUGGCACCGAAUGUGACAGAUGUGGGAGAUGAUUGGUGCAUCAUGAACUGGGAGCCUCCUGCCUACGACGGAGGGUCCCCCGUCUUAGGCUACUUUAUUGAGAGGAAAAAGAAACAAAGCUCCAGGUGGAUGAGACUGAAUUUUGAGCUCUGCAAAGAAACAACUUUCGAGCCCAAAAAAAUGAUUGAAGGCGUGGCCUACGAGGUCCGUAUCUUUGCCGUCAACGCUAUCGGCAUCUCCAAGCCCAGUAUGCCCUCCAAGCCAUUUGUUCCUUUGGCUGUAACCAGCCCUCCUACGCUCCUGGCUGUUGACUCUGUCACUGACACCACUGUCACAAUGAAGUGGCGGCCCCCGGAUCAGAUUGGUGCCGCAGGUUUAGAUGGCUAUGUGCUAGAGUAUUGCUUAGAAGGAAGUUUAAAAAGUACAUCAGCAAAACUGUCUGAUGAAAAUGGGGAGGCUGCGUAUGAUCUGUCAGCUGAGGACUGGAUAGUUGCAAACACCGAUCUGAUUGACAAGACCAAGUUCACCAUCACAGGUCUGCCCACGGAUGCUAAGAUCUUUGUGCGGGUAAAGGCUGUGAACGCAGCCGGGGAAAGCGAGCCCAAGUACUACUCUCAGCCCAUUCUUGUGAAGGAAAUCAUAGAGCCUCCAAAGAUUCGCAUCCCAAGGCACCUGAAGCAGACCUAUAUCCGCAGAGUUGGAGAAGCUGUCAACUUGGUUAUACCUUUCCAGGGAAAACCAAGACCAGAAUUAACUUGGAAGAAGGAUGGUGCAGACAUUGAUAAGAAUCAGAUCAACAUUCGCAACUCUGACACUGACACCAUCAUAUUUAUCAGGAAAGCAGAGAGGAGCCACUCAGGGAAAUACGACCUGCAGGUCAAAGUGGAAAAAUUUGUGGAAAACGCGUCAAUCGACAUCCAGAUCGUUGACCGCCCGGGGCCGCCCCAACUUGUGAAGAUCGAGGAUGUCUGGGGAGAGAAUGUUGCCCUGACGUGGACACCGCCGAAGGAUGAUGGUAAUGCAGCCAUUACAGGGUACACGAUCCAGAAGGCUGACAAGAAGAGCAUGGAGUGGUUCACCGUCAUUGAGCACUACCACCGAACCCACGCCACCAUUACCGAGCUGGUCAUAGGAAACGAGUAUUACUUCCGGGUCUUUGCAGAAAACAUGUGUGGCCUCAGUGAGAAUGCGACAAUGACUAAAGAGAGCGCCGUGAUUGCCAAGGACGGGAAAGUCUACAAAAAUCCAGUGUAUGAAGACUUUGACUUCACAGAGGCUCCCAUGUUUACUCAGCCUUUGGUCAACACCUAUGCUAUAGCUGGGUACAAUGCCACUCUGAACUGCAGUGUAAGAGGAAAUCCUAAGCCCAAAAUAACCUGGAUGAAAAACAAAGUUGCUAUUGUGGAUGACCCCAGAUACAGGAUGUUCAGCAACCAAGGGGUCUGUACACUGGAGAUUCGCAAGCCCAGCCCCUAUGACGGAGGCACUUACUGCUGCAAAGCAGUCAAUGACCUCGGGACAGUGGAGGUCGAAUGCAAACUGGAGGUGAAAGUGAUAUAUCAAGGAGUAAUUUCCCCUGGAGAACCACUGUUCCUGGAGGGGCAGCAACAGUUGUAGCACAGUGAGGAUUUCUGAAUGUGUGUUACCAUCCGAGGUAAGCUUUCAUAUGGGUUCGGCAUAUGAAGCUUAUGCUGUCAUAAGCCACACAGUGCCUGUGGAGUAUGGCAUGAUUUUCACUAUGCGAUCCGAUGAAAACAGGCCAUUUAAAACAUCUAACUUUGUAGUUUUUAUUUGUAUCUUAGUACCUUGAAAUUAACAACCGGUACUUACUCAGCACAACCAUCUCCUGUUGACGUGAAUGCGGUAGAGCAUGAGGUAAAGCAUUUCAGCUGGAUGAAAAUGCGUGAAACCCAAGCAUCCUGAGCUCCUUGCAUCAGGGAAUGGACAUGUACAUAAGUGGCAUCAUUUCUACCAAUAUGUGACUUGAAACCUUUUUUUAAAAGGAGAAUGACUCUUCCAAAUUUGCACUAAAGCAGUGUUAAGAAUGUUCAAAUGGCAUGCUGCUUUUGUCUGGACGUGAAUUUAUUAGCAAGUAGUGAAGUACUUCUCUAAAGGACCAUGAAUUGUUGUGGUUUCAUGGGUUCUCUUGUGAAGGGUGCUUUUAUUUUUUAAAUAUAAUUCAGAAAUGUGAAAGGUAAGUGUGAACUAUUGGCAGGUAUUUCUCUGACCUGCAGAAGGUAUUGGAUGGGUUUUACUGUUUUUAACAAAAUAUUUCCAAUUUGUUCCACUUUUGACAACGUGUAAGAAGCCAAGGUCCCCUUUUUCUCCAAUGUGCUUGGGUCAGAGCUCUUUGUGCUUAAUUCAAAAGAACGUUAACAGGCGGAAACAUUUCCUCCCGCUGAUUCCUUACAUGGCGCACAUUUUUUUCUGCCACUUAAUCUGUAGCAAAUCCCCAAACCUCUCAAAGAGCAACAAGGACUUCCCACCCCGUUGGGAACUUAAACUAAGAUUGAAUAAUAAAUAGCAGGGAACAAAGGACUUCCACGGUCUGGCCAGAACUUGCUUUUCCUUCUAGAUGUCGAGUGCUUUAAAUUCUGAGUGUGCUAACCCCAGGAAAAGGCGUCGGAGUAGGGGCUGAAUGAACCUUUGUCACUAACUGGAACGUACUUAGUCGCAUUUCCGGGCAGCUAGUCCCCGAGCAUUAUUUCAGCGAUUUUUUCACAUAAGCGGUCUUGACUUUGCCUUUCUUCCUCUGCAGGUGGACUCUCCUUCUGCAGGCUCCUCUUGCAGGGGGUGCCUCCUAACAUUAUCGAGUCCUACAUGCGAGACUUGCACUCGAGCAAUCCCGAGGGCUGCUGAGGGCCGGGCGCUGCCUCGGCGCUCCGCUGCUUUGAAAUCUGGUUGCAGUGAGAAAGCAUUUUCUGUUUUGACACCAGGCACCCAAGUGUGGCCGUUGUUUUGGGGUUUUUUUCCUUCUAAUGUUGAAGAAAGAAAAUGUUUGCACGGAUUGCUUGAUUAAAAAUUGUCAACAAAA